AUGACGGAUGAAACUAAAAUUGGGAAGGAAGAAUUACGGGUGUGGAUAGAGGAUACAUUGAAAAGAAAAGAUUUUUCCUUUAGUUGUUUGAAAGACGGUGAUAUAUAUUUAGAACUAUUUGAAUAUAUAUGGCCAAAAGUGAUGAAAAAAUAUAAAGGAAGUAUUAUAAUGUAUCCAUCAAGUGAUAAUGAAAGAAAAGAAAAUUGGAAAGUGAUAAAAAAUGUAUUAAAAAGUGUACAUAUUGAAGAAGAUUUUAUAAAAUAUAAUGAUAUUAUUGAAAACAAUUUUAAAGGAUGCUAUGAAUCAUUAAUUAUUUUAUAUUUUUUAUAUUCUUUAGUUAGAUAUCAUGAAUGUGAUUUUAUAUUAGCACACCCGAUUGAUCAAAAGUUAACUGAUUUUAUGUCAAGUGAAAAACCGUUAACAUGUUUGGUUAGAGCAGGUAGUGUUAAUCUCCCAAACAAUUUAUUUGAAAAAGUUAGGAGUAUGCCCGAAUAUGAAGAUAUACAUAUAAUAGAUGAUGAGAAUGAAAAAAAUGAUGAUAUAUAUGAUGUAAUGUAUAAUCAAUGUAAUACGAUAUUCAAUACAUCUGAUAAAAUAUUGAACACACAAAAUAAUUUUUCUUUUAAAAAGGAUAAUUCAACGGACCACUUAAAUUUGAUGUAUCCUAUAAACUCUCAUAUGGAAGAAAGUAGCAUUGAUAAAUAUAUAAAAAAUUUUGAAACCCAUACAAGUGUUCAUAACAAAGAAGAAGAACAAAACAUGAUAGGGUAUAAUAAUUCAAAUAGUAAUACAAAGUUGAAGCAAGAGUUUAAAGAAUACAACAAUAAAAUGUUUUUAGAAAUGAAUAAAGAAAAUAAUGAGCAAUUAGAUACUAGAGUAAAUAGAAAUUAUACUAAUAAAGAAGAAAAAUAUGAAACAUAUGAUAAAAAAUAUGAUAAAAAAUAUGAUAAAAAUGAUAAUUUUAUAGGAUAUAAAAAAGGUCAAGAUGAUGAUACCAUAUCUUAUAAUAAACAUUUUAGUGAUAAUAUAUUGAGUAAUGUUACUUCGAAUCGUUUUACUUCCAACAUUUCUUGUUAUGAUGAUAAUAUGGAUAUUAAAACAAAGAAUUCAAAUGAAUUUCAUAUAAAUGGAAUAAAGAGAAAGAGUGUAUCACACAAUAUAAGUAAUGUAUCCACUUCUCCUUGUAGCGAUUUUUUUAAAUAUUUUAGAUUUGAAGAAGGCAUAUUUCAUGACAACAAAAGGGAUGAUAAUGUAUAUAUGAUAAAUAAUAAUGAAGAUAUAUUAGAGCAUGAUUCGGGUGUAGGUAAGAAUGAAAAAUAUAAUAUCCACACAGAUAAACAUAACAACAAAAACAACAACAACAAUAAUAAUAAUAAUAAAAGUUAUACUUGUUUUGGAACCAGUCCUGUCAAUUUCUUUAAACCUUUUAAUAAAGACAAGGUAGAUGUGUCAUCACAGACUGAUAAUAAUCAUGAAGACAUUUUUUUAAAUAAUAUAAUUCAUCAUGAGAAUAUGAAAAAUCUAGAAAUUAUAUGGAAUAAUGAUGAGCAGAAAUUGAAGGGGGAAUCAUUUCUUCUUUUCUUAAAAAAUCAAAUAAAAAUGUAUAAAAAAGAAUUAAUUAUAAAAAAUGAUGAAAUAAAAAGUAUGAAAAAUAUACACAAGAAAAAUAUAGAUGAUAUAAUAUCAUCUCAUAUAUUAGAAAUAUCAAAACUUAAAGAAAAACAUCAAGCAGAUAUUUUUUUUCUAAAAAAUCAGCACUUAGAAAAUAUAGUAAGUGUAAGAAAAAAUUUUGAAUCGAAAUUAAAUCAUAUAGAGGAAGAUCUUCUUUUAGAUCUGGAUAUUCUUUAUAAGGAAAAUAAUGGUAAUACAUUAAAUGAACAAAUUAAUGAAAUAAUUAUAAGAGAACAAAAUGAAAGAGAAAAAUAUGGACUAGACAAACACAUUGAUAAUUUCUUGAAUGAUAAUAAGAUGAAUAAAUGGGAUAUGACUAAUAAUAUGGACAAGUCUAUUGAUCAUAUAAAUAAUAAUGAUAAGAGUAACGAUCAUUAUAAAAAUAAUAGUAAUGAUCAUUAUGAUAAUAAUAAUAGUAAUGAUCAUUAUAAUAAUAAUAGUAAUGAUCAUUAUGAUAAUAAUAAUAGUAAUGAUCAUUAUAAUAAUAAUACUUUAAAAUAUUCAGAUAGAACAAAUAACAUAACGGAUGAUAAUCAUAUAGAAAUAAAACAUAAUAAUAAUCUUAUGAUAUAUGAAAAGGAUACAAUAAAGGAGCACAUAUCAAUUAAUGAUAUAUUAUAUAAUAAUAAUUCAAAUAAAAUAAUUAGAAAUAAUAAGGAUAUAUUCCUUAAAAAUGGAGAACAUAAUUUAAAAAACAAUGUUAUGAUUCCACAUGAGUUAGAUAACCCACUUAAGAAACUGAAAUUUAUGUUGAGUCAAAAAAAUAAAGAACAUGAAGAAAACAAUAAAUAUAUAAAAGAAGAAAUGACUCAUCUUAAGCAAAUAUAUAACCAAGUAUUCUUAGAAAAAAACAAAGAAUACAAUGAAAUAUAUGUUAACAAUAAAAUAUUUUAUGAUAUACUAGAAUAUAUUAAAAAGGAAAACAACUAUGUUCGAGAUGAUAUAUUUAAUAAGAAUAAUGAACAUUAUAGUAUAGAAAAAAUUAAGAAAAGCAUAUAUGAUAUUAUAAUAAAAAAUAAUAAAGAAAGAAAAAUAUAUUUGAAGGGGAAGAAAAAAGAAGAAAAAGAUAUAGUUAAGGAAUUAGAUGAAAAUUGGUUAAUUAAUUUGUUAAUAUAUAUGAACUGUUUAUUACAAUUAGAACGGAUAAGAUUAGAAGAUAUGAAAAUUAAAGAAGAAAGAGAUAUUGAUAUGUAUAAUUAUAUGAAAAAUAAAAAUAUUAAAAAAAAAGAUAAUUAUUUAUUUUUAUUAAAUAACGACAUGAAAAAAAAAGAAUUAAGAAAUGAUACAAAUGAUAUAUCAAGCAACGAAUUAUAUAUUUUAGAAAAUGAGAUGGAUACAAAUGAAAAAAUAAAAAUGUUGAAAGAAAGAAAUAGAAAGUUAUUAUCUCUAAAUGAAUUUUAUAAAAAGAAAUUAGAACAUAUACAAAUAUGGAAAACAAAACUGGAGAUUAUGAAAACAAAUAAAUAUAAUCAAGUUGUUCUUAAUGAAAAUAAUAUUGAUAAUAAAGAAAAUAUUUUUUUAAAAAAAUAUAAAUGUGAUGAUGAUAAAAGCGUUACAACAAAUGAUAUGGAGAAUACACAUAAUAAUAAUAAUAAUAAUAAUAAUAAUAACAAUAAUAUUUAUAAUAACAUUUAUAAUAAUAUUUAUAAUUAUAGUAAUAAUUUGAGUGGAUUUACAUCCAUAUGGUUACCACUUAUAUAUUUAAAACCCGUGGAGGAAGAAAACAAAAGAGAUGCCGAAUUAAUGUACCUUUUAAAAAUGUUAGAUAGAUAUGAUAAUGAAAAUAAGAAAAAUGGUAUAUGGUCUUCUAACAAUGAAGAGAAUGAUAAUAAUAUAAAUGAUGCAAAAAUUUUGAGUGAUACAAAAAUUAUGAAUGAUAUAUAUCAUAAUAAUAGUAAUAAUAUUUUUAAUUUUCCUUAUAAUUUUGACGAUGAAUAUAUUUCAUGUCUUAAGACAGAUAAUAGGAAAUGCACUGAUAAAAAUUAUAAUGAUAAAGAAAAUACAAAUUAUAGAAAUAUAAAUAAAGAAGAUAGAGAAAAUGAAUUUAUAUACGCUCCAUAUAAUCUUUUAAAUGUUUUAAAAAAAAAACUUACAUAUAUAUUUUGGCAGCUUCUAGGUGAUAUUUAUAAAUAUCGUAAUGUUAUAAUAGAAACAUGUAACUAUAUAUAUAAUAUACAUAAUUUAUUCAAUGAGUAUAUAAAUAAAUAUGAAAAAGAUGAAAAGAAAAAGGAAGAAUCUUAUAAUAAAUGUAUGAAGGAUAAAGAAGAUGAUUAUUUAAAUGAAAAAUAUAACUUAAGAGAAAUUAUAGGAAUAACAAAAUUAAAAUUGGAAAUAUGUACUAAUGAAUAUAUUGAAUUAAAAGAAAAUUAUGAUAAAGAAAAAAAACGUUUAAUUAUUUUAACAAAUACAUGUUAUGAAAAUGAAAGUAUGAAAUAUAAAAAUACCAUACAACAAUUUAAAAAUGUAGAUAAACAAUUAAAAAUAUAUAAAGCCAGAGAAAAAAAAUGGAUCAAUUUAAUUGAAUUAUUAAUAUUAGAAUUAAAGAAUUCCUCAAAAAAAAAUCAAGAAGAUAUUAAAAAUAUGUGGCUAGAAAUUAUAUCUACUAAAAAAGAUAUAAUCAAUAAUAUAUGUAUGGAAAAUAAUAAUUCUGAUGAUUAUUUAAUAAUUGACAAGGAAGAUCAACAAAAAUGUAACCAUUUAAUAAAUGAACAAAAUGUCGUCAUUGAGAGUAUAAAUAAAGAUAUAGAUGAAAAUAAUUUUUGUUUUGAAUAUAAUCAUGAUAAACCCAAUAUGGAUAAUCAUAAUAAUAAUAAUAAUAAUAAUAUUAUAAAAAAUCUGGAUGAUCUUAUAAGAAAAUCUAAAACACAGCAAGAAGAGAAUAGAAAAAAAAAACUUCCAUUGAAAAAAGAACAAAAUGAUAAAAUCAAUAUUUAUAAAAAAGAUUUUCAUUGUUUUUUAGAUGACAUAAUAAAAAGUGAAGUCUUUCAAUUUUAUUCAUUUGAAGAAUCAAAUAAUUUUAUAAGAAAUAAGAUAAAUGCACAUAUUGAUAAUAAUACAUCUUUUAAUAUCAAUACGAAUGAAUAUUAUGGAAACAGUAAUGAGAUGUAUAUAUUUAAAGAAAAUAUGGAAGACUACAAUAUAUAUUAUAAUAAAAAAAUAAAUCAUCUAUAUAAUAAUUAUAUUGUGAAUAAUUAUAAUAAUGAUGAUAUAAAAGAUGAUCCUAACAAUAAUAAUAAUAAUAAUAAUAAUAAUAAUAAUACACAUAUACAUACACAUAAUACAAACAAACACUCAUUAAAUAAAAUAAAAGAUAAAUUUUAUGAAGGAAAAGAUUUUUUCAACUUAGUAAGUGCCAUGGCAAAAGAAUCAUGUCUUAUAUUUCAAAUAUUAUUAAAAAUAAAAGAAGAUGAUAUAAAAGAAAAAACAGAAAAAAUAACAUCAUUAGAAAAAAAAUUAUAUUUAUUAAAACAAUAUAAUAUAAAUGAAAAAAAUAAAAAUAAAUUAUUAUUAGAGAAACAGGAAAUAUUAAUACAUAAAAUAAAGACAUUAAAUAUUGAUAUACAUAAAUUACAAACAUAUAUAUCAUCUAUAAAUAAAGAAAAACAAUAUUUAAAAACUCAUAACAUAACAAAAGAACAAGAACUCAAUUUAAUUAUCACAUAUUAUAAAAGUAUUAUUAUAUCUAUUAAAAAACAUUUAAAUAAAUAUUCAACUGUUCUAUAUCUAUUAGAUAAUAUACCUCAACAUGAUAAAGAUAUUAUUCUUAAUUUAGCAAAUAUCACUGAUGAAAAAUAUAAUAAUUUUAAAUUCUCAUUUGAUAAACAACAAAAGGAUCAAUUAAAAAAAAAAAAAAAAAAAAAUGAAUUCAACGACGAAACAUCUGACUAUUCUCUUCAACAAGCAAAUUUACAACUAUUAAAGGAUAAAUCAUUGAAUGAAAAUAUUAUCACAGUUGAUGAUAAUAAUGAGCACUUGUCAGAUACAUCCCUGGAGGAUAUAAUUAAAAAUACACAAUAUAAUUAA
Plasmodium gaboni is the source of this 5694-nucleotide messenger RNA. RefSeq names its product putative CH domain-containing protein. The record is from RefSeq and is a predicted model, not a curated record. The transcript has a single exon. Gene Ontology annotation, molecular function: protein binding. The coding region runs from base 1 to 5694 and encodes 1897 amino acids. NCBI's taxonomy places the organism in Eukaryota, Apicomplexa, Aconoidasida, Haemosporida, Plasmodiidae.